CGCAUGUGCGUACAAAACCAAAAGGGGCAUGGCUUGUUCUACUCUGAACUUGUAAAAAAGAUGGAGAAAAAGUUUUUGUUCUGCUUCUUCCUUUUACUGUCCUAUGCUGCAGUUGACACUGCUGCAGCCAAGAAGACCAAGAAAUUAAAGAUCACUACAGAGUCCAAACCCUCUGAUUGCUCUGUAGUGGCUGAGCCUGGAGAUACAUUAGUGGUUCACUAUACAGGAAGUCUUGAGAAUGGACAAGUGUUUGACAGCUCCCUUGAGCGUGAUCCCUUCCCCGUCACAUUAGGAGCUGGGCAAGUCAUUCAAGGUUGGGAUGAAGGUCUUGUAGGCAUGUGUCAAGGGGAAGUGAGAAAGCUCGUUAUUCCACCCCACCUUGGCUAUGGAGAUACUGGUGCCCAAAAUGUCAUUCCAGGUGGAGCCACUUUGUUGUUCACUGUGGAGCUCAUUGAACUACAGAAGAAACCACUUGUGAAACUACCCAAUUCCCAGUUAUGGUUCUACCUUGGAAUAGCCGGCAUAAUUGGAUUGUUAGGAUACGAGCUGUAUAAAAGAGUAACUAACAAAGAGGAGGACAAGGAAAAAAAUACACCUUCAAAGAGAAAGGGAAACAAAAAGAAGAAAUAACUCGUGAUAAUUUAUACACAGACAGAGAUUUGUAUAUUAAAUAUUGAAUAAUUAUUUUGUCUGAUUGAA
Messenger RNA from Halichondria panicea, 699 nucleotides. RefSeq names its product FK506-binding protein 2-like. Lineage: Eukaryota; Metazoa; Porifera; Demospongiae; Suberitida; Halichondriidae. Gene Ontology annotation, cellular component: endoplasmic reticulum. The coding region runs from base 4 to 630 and encodes 208 amino acids. Gene Ontology annotation, molecular function: peptidyl-prolyl cis-trans isomerase activity. The transcript is spliced from 6 exons. Gene Ontology annotation, biological process: protein peptidyl-prolyl isomerization. The record is from RefSeq and is a predicted model, not a curated record.